Molecule: messenger RNA, 1498 nt
Organism: Fusarium oxysporum Fo47
Lineage: Eukaryota; Fungi; Ascomycota; Sordariomycetes; Hypocreales; Nectriaceae
Product: TVP38/TMEM64 family protein
Exons: 2
Coding region: 106-1275 (389 amino acids)
Biological process (GO): mitotic spindle elongation; vesicle-mediated transport
Cellular component (GO): Golgi membrane
Source: RefSeq, a predicted model, not a curated record
CACCUAUAUCCAAACCCAAUACACAGACAUGGCCACAUAGCCCCCGUCAAAAUUCAACUCCAACUCCAACUCAGUCAAUCGAAACUCCAGAUCUUUUCAUUAAAGAUGCCUGCGGAUUACAACUCAACCGCCCAGGCUCUCGCCCUGUCUCCAGACCGCGGCUCAUCUCCCUCGCCAAGCCGUCCUCCCUGGUCUGCCACGUCCUCGAGCCGCCGUUUAUCGAACCCGCUCAUGAAUCGUCGUCGCGCGAGUAGUAGCUAUGCUGGCGGUGGUAAGACGAGCUUCGUGCGCCGCAUCUGGGGCUCGGUCAAUCUGCUUGGUGAGCAGGUUCUGAAGGUGUAUCUGCGCCUGUCACCUCUUCAGCGGGUUCUUGCCCUUGUAGGCGUUGUCGCAGCGGGUGUGCUUGGCAUUUUGGCUAUUAUCUACUCGCAUGUCUUCUUCAAAUGGCUUGAGCCAAAGGCCGAGCAGUGGCGCGCUCUUCCAGGAGGUUGGACUCUGGCCUUUCUGCUGGUCUUCAUCACUUCGUUCCCUCCUAUUGUUGGAUACUCGACCGCGAGCACAAUCGCGGGUUUCGUGUAUGGGUUUCCCUUAGGCUGGCCCAUUGUUGCAUCCGGAUGUACGGCUGGCGCCCUUUGUGCGUUCCUCGCGAGCAGGACUGUUUUAAGCGGCUAUGUUGAUCGCAUGGUUGGUCGGGAUCAUCGCUUUGUCGCUCUGGGUCAAGUGUUGCGCCAGGAGGGAAUUUGGUAUCUUACGGCUAUCCGAUUCUGUCCACUUCCAUUCAGUUUGAGCAAUGGUUUCCUCGCCACUAUUCCUAGCAUUACACCUCUGGCGUUUACCAUUUCCACAGCAUUGUCAAGCCCCAAACUGCUCGUCCACGUUUUCAUCGGCAGUCGUCUUGCUCUGCUAGCUGAGAAGGGCGAUAAGAUGUCCGCCGGUAGCAAAGCCAUCAAUUAUUUAAGCAUGAUUUUGGGUGCUGCCGUCGGUCUUAUUGUUGGCCUUAUCAUUUACCGUCGUACUAUGGCUCGCGCCGAAGAGCUCGCGCGUCAAGAAGGCCUUGAACCUACAGGUCUAUCAGCUGAGGAGGGCGAGGCUGGCUAUGUAGACUCUGAAAACUCGAUGCUCAUGGAUCCUGAAGAUGCAGCCGUGCUAAUGUCGGACGAUGAUAUUUCACUGUGGGGAAGAGAUGGUACAGAGGGCAGAUAUCACGAUGAUGAUGAAGAGGAUGAGGGAGACACCAAUAAGAGGGGGAACCAAGGGUAUGAAGUCACAUUCUAACGGGAAGCUCGACUCAAGUUGGGAAUAGUAAUGACAAGAUCAUUCGAUACUAAGGUGCGGAUAUUGGGACACGGCUCGGUUAUAUUGAUUAUACAUUUUUAAAUGGACUAGAAGGCGUUUUGGACAUCUUAAUAAUGGAGGAUUCCUGGCCGUCAGUAUUCGGGAGUCAUUGGGAUAAUAGAGGGCGAUCAUGCGUUUGAAUCAACUGCUUUUUCAAAACCAC